AUGAAUUCAAAACGUUUUCUAUAUAUAUUAUUGUUAACAUGUAAUGAGAAGUGUAAUAUGAAUAUAAAUGAAGAUUUUUUAAUUGAACAAUUAAACACUAUUAGCAAUGAAUUCAAUGUAUUCGAUGUUAAAUUGAAUGUACUUGGCCUAGCUGGAUUAAAUUAUGUGAUUUAUCAAGAUAAACAAAUGUUAACUGAAUAUAAUUGGCCAAAAAUAACUACAGAUACAAGAUUACUUGUCAAUUUGAUUCAUGAAUUUUUUCAUACAUUUAUACGAUCUUAUUCAAAUGAUUUUUCAUGUGGUACACCUCAUCGAGCAGAAUCUUUAGAAGGUGGAUAUUUGUUUGAAAAACAAGUUUUUGGUACAAUAAAGUACAAUUUUUGGUAUGACAACAGUUGUUGUCAAUUGAUAUUUGAUAAAUAUACAUGGUCAUUACCAACAAAUAGCUGUUUAUUUACAAGUGAAAUGUUAGAAUUAUUCGAAAUUGUAAGUAAAAACGAUCGAAGAUUUCGUCGAAAUAUUAAAAAUAUACAAUUUUCUGGGAUUGAACGACGUAGUAAUAGAAAACUUGCAUAUGAAUAA
This is a messenger RNA of Rotaria sp. Silwood2, 582 nucleotides long. The record is from the annotation of a GenBank genome assembly. NCBI's taxonomy places the organism in Eukaryota, Metazoa, Rotifera, Eurotatoria, Philodinida, Philodinidae.